AUUCUUCGCAGAUAUAUGAAAACAGUAAAUGAAUAAAUAAAAUAUAGACAUACACAUCUUUCUCUAAACGUAUAUGCCUCAACUGGCAGACCAAAACUUUUAAAUAAGAUACUCCAAUUUGUUGGAGUAAUAUUCAAGAUUGUGGAUUCAAUACUACAAAACUUUGGAAUCAUGCCUGCCAAAGAUGAAGAAGAUGUUGAUCCUGCUACUGGAUUGAUGGUCAAAGAAAAAGCUGCUAUCGUAGAAAGCUGGAAAUAUGUUUUACCAAACCAGAAGGUCGAAUCUAUAGCAUUCUUCGAAAAGUUGUUCACAACAUACCCACAAUACAUAGACUAUUUCCCUAAGUUCAAAGGCAAACAAUUGGCUGAAAUGAAAGAAAUGGGCAGUUUUGUUUUGCAUGCAAAAAGUGUGUUCACAGCUUUGACUGCCAUUGUCAACAAUCUUGAUAAUGCUGAUUAUCUAGUGAAGUUGCUGCUCAAAACAGGCAAAGACCACAAAAUGAGAGGGGUUCCGAAACAGGCGUUCCGUAACUUGGCUUUGGUGUUUAUGGAUUUCAUGGAAGAGAGAUUGGGAAGCAACUUCACUCCUUUGGCAAAAUCUUCGUGGGAGAAAGCGUUAGCAGUUGUGGUUGAUGUCUGCCAUAAAGGUAUGACUGAUGAGUGAUAAAAAUGUUGCCUCAAAGACCAUAUUGUACCUUUUUAGGUACAAGGACAAAAACAACAAUAACAACAGGAAAAAA
Molecule: messenger RNA, 739 nt
Organism: Octopus sinensis (East Asian common octopus)
Lineage: Eukaryota; Metazoa; Mollusca; Cephalopoda; Octopoda; Octopodidae
Product: globin
Exons: 3
Coding region: 172-663 (163 amino acids)
Biological process (GO): oxygen transport
Cellular component (GO): hemoglobin complex; extracellular region
Molecular function (GO): heme binding; oxygen binding
Source: RefSeq, a predicted model, not a curated record